CAAUUUCAGCUCCCUCUCGACUUUGACAACAACACCACCUUGACUGAUAUCAGUGAACCAGCCUCAGUGGACGUGCUGUUGAUAAACCUCAUCAAAGGGAACCUGCUUCCUUCAGCUCUAGUGUGGAUAACGUCCCGACCUUCAGCUGAUAAUUGGCUGAAUGAUGAGAAAUUAGUUUACAGGAGGACAGAAAUACGAGAGAAAGAUGUCGAAGAAAAACUGAAAAAAAAUCUGAAGUCUGCAAUUUGCAAAAAGUAUAAGGAAAAGAGUGAUGAAGAGACUGACACAGAACUCCGACUACAAAAGAAGGAAAAAGAAGAAUCAGUGCAAACCAACUACAAUGAUCUGUUUAAUGUGCGAACAGUGCUAACAACGGGAAUGGCUGGUGUUGGUAAAACAUUUCAAUCAAGGAUGUUCAUGUUUAACUGGGCAAAAGAGAAGACCAACAAAAACACAGACUUGAUAGUGUCAUUGCAUUUCAGUGAGCUGAAUAAAAAGAGAGACCAAGUUCAGAGUAUGGAAGAUCUGCUCAAGGAUUACUUCAGCAAGGUCAAACAAGGAGUGCUCUCCUAUGACAUGUUUAAAUUACUCUUUGUUCUUGAUGGCCUGGAAGAAUGUGAACUUCCUCUGGAUUUUGAAAAAAACAAGGACCUGAGUGAAAUGAGGAAACCGGCCUCAAUGGAUGAGCUGCUGACAAACCUAAUCAAAGGGACUCUUCUUCCUUCUGCUCAUCUCUGGAUCAUCUCUCGACCCUCAGGAGUUGAUAAGAUUCCAUCUGAUUAUAUCCAGAAAGUUACAAAAUGUCAAGAGACCUCAAAGAGAUGGACAAAGCUGGUGACACAUGUGCGCACAAGACUUAGAAAAAUGCCUCUGAUUGAAGACACCGAUCACCCUAACCAGAAAAACACAGAACACAUCAUAAGAGAAGACAGCACUGCAGAGGGCACUGAUGAACAGAAAAAGAAACAGACUGUGGAGAAAUUGAAGACAACAUCUGAAAUCUUUAAAGAGAAGAAAGGGGAAAAAAUCAGAACUGUGCUGACUGUUGGAGAGGCUGAUAUUGGAAAAUCCUUCCAUCUCCCUCUCGACUUUGACAACAACACCACCUUGACUGAUAUCAGUGAACCAGCCUCAGUGGACGUGCUGUUGAUAAACCUCAUCAAAGGGAACCUGCUUCCUUCAGCUCUAGUGUGGAUAACGUCCCGACCUUCAGCUGAUAAUUGGCUGAAUGAUGAGAAAUUAGUUUACAGGAGGACAGAAAUACGAGAGAAGCCGGAAAUUACAAGCCAACGCAAACUCAAGUCUCAACUGAAGGAGCAGUUUACUCGUGUGUCUGAGGGCAUCGACAGGCAAAAAACCUCUGCUGUCCUGAAUGAGAUCUACACAGAGCUCUACAUCAUAGAGGGGCAGAGUGGAGAAGUCAAUGAGCAGCAAGAGAUCAGACAGGUUCAAAAUGCAAAGUUCAAACCAGUUAAACAAGAAACAGCAAUUAAAUAUAAUGAGAUUUUCACAUCUGUUGAAAAUAAACAUAUUAAAACUGUGAUGACAAUUGGAGUGGCAGGCAUAGGAAAAACUAUCGCAUCAAUGAAGUACAUGCUGGACUGGGCUGAGGGUAACGCGGUUCAAGACAUUUAUUUCAUGUUUCCAUUUCCUUUCCGAGAGCUUAAUUUAAGAAGAGAGGACGAACUCAGUUUUGAGGAUCUUAUUCAUCAGUUUGUACCAGCUAUGAAGACCUCAGAAAUAUCUGACUAUGACAAGUACAACAUUCUGGUUGUUCUGGAUGGCUUUGAUGAAUGUCGCCUUGAUCUUGACUUCAGUGAAAGUAAUAAAUGCAUCGAUGUCAGAGAGCCAACAUCAGUGAAUCUUCUGCUGACCAACCUCAUCCAAGGAAAUCUGCUUCCUAAAGCUCAGAUCUGGAUCACCUCCCGACCUGCAGCGUCCAACCGUAUUCCUGCUGAUAAAGUUGACCGGGUCACAGAAGUGCGAGGAUUCAAUGAAGAGCAAAAAGAAGAGUACUUCAGGAAGAGGUUUAAUGAGGAUUUGGCUGAAAAAAUCCUCACCCAUGUGAAGAAAUCAAGGAGCCUUUAUAUCAUGUGUCACAUACCAGUUUUCUGUUGGAUCACUGCAAAGGUCCUGGAGGAAUAUGUGACCACAAACCAAGACGAUGAAAUGCCCAAGACUCUGACUGACAUGUACACAUACUUUCUUUUGAUUGAGUGCAGACAGGCUAACAGAAAGUAUAAUGAAGAUAAGACAAGUGAAAGCUGUGAGAUAGAUAAAUGCUGGAAUGAAAGAAACAAGGAAACCAUUAUAUCUUUGGGCAAACUAGCUUUUGAGGAGCUUGUUAAAGGAAACUUCCUCUUUACUGAAGAAAACCUGACAGAGUGCGGUACUGACAUCACAAAAGCUGCUGUUUUUUCUGGGAUAUUGACUCAGAUCGAGAGAGAAGGUCCUUCACUGUACCCACAGAAACUGUUUUGCUUUGUCCAUUUGAGCAUUCAGGAGUUCCUGGCAGCUUUCUAUGUGUUUUACGUCUUCAAUAACAAAAGUGAAAAUCUGCUUACCACACCUCCUUCAGUGGUUUCACACUUGCCUGCAUCUGACUUCUACAAGAAGGCAGUGGACAAGGCUUUAGAUAGUAAACAUGGAGACUGGGAUCUGUUUCUCCGCUUCCUGCUCGGCCUCUCACUGGAGACCAAUCAGAAACAUCUGAAAGAGCUGCUGAUAGACAACAACAAAAAUAACAAGGAGACCAACAAGGAGACCAACAAGGAGACAGCAGAGUACAUCAAAAAGAAGAUCAACAAAGACAUCAGUGAUGCAGAUAAAAACCUCAAUCUGUUUUACUGUUUGAAUGAGCUUAAUGAUCACUCUCUUGUUAAAGACAUCAAAGAGCAACUGCGAUCAGGAAAACAGAAUUUUGAAGAUUACUCUGCUGGUCAGUGGUCUGCUCUGACGUUUGUGUUGUUGACGUCAGAUGAGAAACUUGAUGUGUUUGAUCUGAAAAAGUAUCGGAAAUCAGAGAAAGUUCUUCUGGGAAUGUUGCCAGUGGUCAAAGUCUCCAAACGUACUUUGUUGAGCUGGUGCGAGCUCACCGAACAAUCCUGCAGUGGUCUCACAGAUUUAGUCCUAAGCUCUGCAUUCUCAAACCUGUCAGAGUUGGACAUGAGCCAUAAUGACCUGCUGGAUUUAGGUGUGGAACAUCUUGCCGAAGGCCUGAAGAGUCCACACUGCAAACUGAAGAUUCUCAAGUUGUCUGGUUGUCAGGUAACAGAAAAAGGUUGCUCUUUCCUUGCCUCAUCUCUUGAGUCCAAUACAGCAUCCCGCCUGGAACAUUUGGAUCUGAGGUACAAUCAUCCAGGAGACAAUGGGACAAAGAGACUAAUGGAUAAAGUUAGAGAGGAAUCUGACCCAAACAGGAAGCUGAAGACAGUGCUUUUGGACCACGGCGGAGCACAUCGGUUAAAACCAGGGUUUAAGAAAUAUGGUGUAGAACUGAAGUUUGAUGAAAAUACAGCAGGCAAAAGACUCCUCCUAGAAGGAGACAGAAAAGUAAGAACUGUAAAGAAGGUAGAGGAGAAACCUGCACGAACUGAAAAUGUGGACAGGUUCAAGAGGUCUCAGGUGUUUUGUGUUGAGGGGCUGGAAGAUCUCUGUUACUGGGAAGUGGAAUGGAGUGAGACAGUCUGCAUUGCUGCAGCAUACAAAAGAGUGGGUAGAAAAUGGGAUAGCAGUGGUGGCCUAGGAUGCAAUGAGAUGUCCUGGGGUCUGUACUGCUCUAGUACUGAAUGCACUGCCAUGCAUGGGAAAUUUCGAAAGCGUUUGAGAUUACCUUCUAGUCAAAAAAUAGCAGUGUUCUUGGAUUGGAGAGGAGGAACUCUGAGUUAUUACAGUGUUUCAUCAGAAAAGCUGAGCCUCAUACACACCUUUCAUGCAAAAUUCACUGAGCCGCUCUUCCCAGGCUUCUGGUUUAAAAUGGGCUCUGUGACCUUAUGUGACAUAAACUAAAUCACUGUAAAACAGCACUGUAGUGACCACUUACAAUUCUCUUCUUUUAUUAACAUUUCAGUCCCGUAAUAUGAAACUUUUUUUUAAAUAUAAGUUGUUAGUUUAUUUAUAUUUGAAUCCAUAUUAAUACUGAAAAAAUGAACUAGUGUCAUAAAGAAGCUGUCUGUGUUCCAACUAUUUUAGAGGAAAACCACUCUACUACUGCCAUUAAAUUAUUGCAUUUCUUUAAAGGCUGCAUGUUGUGUGAAUGUACCUUUGUACUAAACACACUUUAAACACACUUUAAAUUACACCAAUAAAAUUUUAAUUAGUGAGAUUAUUAUGUUAAGAUAAAACACAUUUGUUGGUGAUUCCAGUCAUCUCUGUUUAUUCAUUCAUUUAAUUUGUUUUUACUUUUAUAUGUGUAAAAUAUUCUGAUGAAAGAUAUACUGAUAGCAAUGAUGAAUAUUAUUAACAAUUUCAAGUAUGGUUUUAUUUGCUUCAUUUCACAUUACUGAUAAUGUUUUUUGUUUGUUUGUUUUGUCUUUUUUUACUACCUUGUCCUAGUUUUAUUACUUCUUUUAAUUUUCUACAAUAAAAAGAUUUUU
Molecule: messenger RNA, 4595 nt
Organism: Pelmatolapia mariae (spotted tilapia)
Lineage: Eukaryota; Metazoa; Chordata; Actinopteri; Cichliformes; Cichlidae
Product: NLR family CARD domain-containing protein 3-like
Exons: 9
Coding region: 379-4008 (1209 amino acids)
Biological process (GO): intracellular signal transduction
Molecular function (GO): protein binding
Source: RefSeq, a predicted model, not a curated record